Messenger RNA from Entrophospora sp. SA101, 1074 nucleotides. The record is from the annotation of a GenBank genome assembly. Lineage: Eukaryota; Fungi; Glomeromycota; Glomeromycetes; Entrophosporales; Entrophosporaceae.
AUGGAAAUAACUGGUAUAGAAAAUAUAGCUACUACUCUUAAUAUUGAUAAAAAGAAACUAGAAAACAAAUCUCCCGACCAAGUUAAGGGAACAGUUAAAGAAGAAGUAACCAACCUUCGUCAAAAUUUAGAACUGAGGAAAAAAUUAACUAAGAAGAUGGAAGAAAAAAUGAUUGAAGUUGGACUCGAUGACCUUUUAUUAAAUGAUUCCGCGGUAAAAGCAAUUACAGAACAAAUAAAACAAAUGGACUUAAAAGCCCAAAUGGAAGUGCCACCUAAGGACAUUACAAAAAUAGAAGUUGACAGUAAUGGUGAUCCGCAACCAGCCAAUGAAAUAAAAACUUUGUUCUGCGGACACAACCCAGAUUUGAAAGAACUUUCAGUUGAAUAUUCUCCGAAUUUGGAAAAAAUUCUUGCUCUUGGAAGUGACAAACUCAAUAUAAUAAAAGGGUUAGAUAGGUUAGAGAAAGUUACAACAGUGAUAGUCAAGCCAGGUCUAAUUAGACAAGUUAUUGCCGAAAAAGGUGACGAUGGUAAACUUGAUUUAGAUAAGAUAGAGAAAGAAAUAAAAAACUUCACUGACCCGCAUGUUUCUAGGGAAAUCACUGUUGAGGAAGUAACUGGCACCGACGAGGAUGGCGUAACUGGCACCGACGAGGAUGGCGGUGAAAUAAAAAGACACGUAAUCAAAAGAGAAGUAAUAAGAACUUACACGCAAAUAGUUAAUAAUAGUAAAAAUCUAACGGAAAUUAUUGAGGCAACUGAUAAGUCUGAUAAUCCGAAAAAAAUCUUUGAAAAAAUCCUUAACCCUGAGGGAACGGCUAUCGAUAUAGCGGAAUUGAAAAAUAUAGUUAAUGCUGACGGAAAAAUUAAGGAUGCGGGAAUAACUAAUGCUGAGACUCACAAAGAGGUUAUGACUGCUUUCAUAGAAUUAACUGGUAUUAACCCUUUCAAGGAUGCUAAGGAUGGAGAUGGUCUUGAUGCCAAGCAAUUUAAUUUGGAAAGAAUGGCUAAGGUCGGGCGACAUUUAGCCGAUUUAAAGAUAAAUAUUGCGACUGAUGAGGAAAAAGAAUGA